AUAUAUGAAACUUUCUACCAGAAGGAAAUCAUCGUUUAAUAUAAAUAGGUCCUAUAAUAUUAUUUGUAUUGUGUGGCGCUCGAUUUGAGCAAACAAAACGUAAGCUAUUUGCCUUACUCAAUAACCUUGAUUAAUAGCUCUUUACCUUACCCACAUCAUAGAUCUAACUCGCCCAAAUGAAGUCACUCGAUUCGUAUAUAUGAAUCAUGCAUAGCUUGAAGGACCUCCUCCGGCUUGAAGUUACGAUACGCAUCACGUGCUACUUAGUCUUAGAUCCAUCGCGCAUGCUUAUUAAAAUCUAUUAUGUCUAGCGUUUGCCCUGUGUGGUCUCCGAUAGCAACAAUUAGUAGCGUGCAGAGAAUUUCAUUUAUUCAUGCAAGUAUUGUCAAGAAGAAGAUGGGGAAGAGAAUACGUAGAAGGUUCAAGAAGGUCAUCAAGACUGUUACCAAGAUCAUCUUCUGUAGAGGUUGCUCAACUCAAGUCAUCCCCAUUGAUGACAAUCAAACUGAUACAAAUCCUAAACAUUCCAAAAUGAAGAAACAGCUCAAGCAAAAAGUAAUGUCAAGGUCUGCAAAAAAUCGAGCUGAGAGGCCAAUCAAUGAGACCUCCACUCCCAUCACUGUGGUUGCUGCCACCAAUUACUCUACUUCAACAAGGACCAGUAUCGGGUCGGUUGAUAGUGAGACCUCCACUCCAAUCACUGCAGUUGCUACCACCAGUCACUCCACCUCAGCAGGGACCAGUAUCGGGCCAGUUGAUAGUGAGACCACCACUGCAGUUGCUACCACCAGUCACUCCACCUCAGCAGGGACCAGUAUCGGGCCAGUUGAUAGUGAGACCACCACUGCAGUUGCUACCACCAGUCAUUUUACCUCAGCAAGGACCAGUAUCGGGCCAGCUCAUAGUGAGACCUCAACCACUGUGGCAGCCACUGUUAGUUCAGCAAGGACCACUGGACCAGAUAGAUGCUCUCCUGAUGCCUCCACUCACACAAAUAUGGUAGAGCAAGAAUAUCUACAGACCAAUGAAGACACUGUUAUGCUGAGUGUAGCAAGUGAACCUGUUGUGAUCUCUAGAACACCUUCUGCUGAGCUCUUGGAAAAACUCGAGAAGUUCAUAGAGAAUCAAGAAGUUACCAGCCGGCCUUUGCCUGAUCAUUGUGAGAUUGUCGAUGCUUCCUUGCCUUGCAACACCGAGCAAGACGAACCAUUGAAACUCUCUGUUUCAGACAUGUUAUGCAUUCAGAAUGAUCCAGACCUGGCGGAUCAUAUUGACAGAUUCCAAGGGGGUGUUACCAAACGAGAACCUCUGUACAUCGUUAUCGAUAUCAAACUCUCAAGUCCUACUAUCUUCCAGUUUGAUCAGCCACUCUUUCGUGAAGGUUGCUUUGCAUCCCGCGUUCACAGAAAAAAGAUAUCUCUAGAAUACUGCUUGUAUGGAUGUGAAAAUGAGUUCACGGGAUUCGUACGGGUGUCUGACUCUGUACCAGCAAAAAAGUUAUUUGUUCAUUACACACUUGAUGAAUGGAAAUCAUGCGCAGACGUUUCAGCCACCUUGAUUAGGACUAAUUACAAAGGAGAACAAACUAAUAGAUACGUGUUUGACCUACCGUACUUUAAUCCUGGCUGCACUGACUUUGCCUUGUGUUUGGAGUCCGAAGAUAGAAAGAGUUGGUGGGACAAUAAUUCUGGCAAGAACUACCGAGUUGGACUCGAUUAUAAUUAUUAGCCACAAACUACAUGUAUACAGAACUCUUAAUACAGCAAUUCAUAUUCAUGAAUUUUUGUAAGCAUGCAGUGUAUAAGUUUCUGCCAGCCACAAUGAACGGUGAACGUAUGAAGUAGAAAUCAGAAAUUUGGGAAGUAGUAUGUUGAG
Messenger RNA from Halichondria panicea, 1875 nucleotides. Its product is annotated as mucin-2-like. Gene Ontology annotation, molecular function: glycogen binding; protein phosphatase 1 binding. Gene Ontology annotation, cellular component: protein phosphatase type 1 complex. Lineage: Eukaryota; Metazoa; Porifera; Demospongiae; Suberitida; Halichondriidae. The record is from RefSeq and is a predicted model, not a curated record. Bases 304 to 1728 code for a protein of 474 amino acids. The transcript has 4 exons. Gene Ontology annotation, biological process: regulation of glycogen biosynthetic process.